This is a messenger RNA of Syngnathus acus (greater pipefish), 2942 nucleotides long. RefSeq names its product Meis homeobox 2b (gene meis2b). Lineage: Eukaryota; Metazoa; Chordata; Actinopteri; Syngnathiformes; Syngnathidae. Gene Ontology annotation, biological process: eye development; brain development; positive regulation of cell population proliferation. Bases 393 to 1568 code for a protein of 391 amino acids. The transcript is spliced from 13 exons. The record is from RefSeq and is a predicted model, not a curated record. Gene Ontology annotation, molecular function: RNA polymerase II cis-regulatory region sequence-specific DNA binding; DNA-binding transcription activator activity, RNA polymerase II-specific.
UCAACCAAUCUGCGAGCAGAGAGCGUGUCGGCGCGCACGGACAGAGAACACAAUCCCCCCAAAAGCCAAGGAAAGACUAGCAGGGAGUCCGCGCACUUUCUGUCCAAGACUUGAUGCGCAGAUGAACAUCAAACACACGCACUGAUUCUCACAGAUGAGACCUAAUCCACUCGAACCACAGGAAUCAAGUUUGCAAAUUGCGCGUUAGUAGCGAGGACAGAUGAUGAUUACUUCUUUCCUCUGAUCACGUUCUAUUGAUUGUCGUUCCACUGAUUUGCCAACGGGACUAUAUUUUAUAACUAGGAAUAUACUUUUCUGACUCUUGGAUUUUUUGAAGUCAUCCGUGCUCUUCAGCGUCACUUUUCUUGUACGCUUGAAAAUUGCGCUCAACGAUGGCGCAAAGGUACGAUGAGUUGGCUCAUUACGGAGGCGGGAUGGAUGGAGUUGGAGUCCCGACAUCCAUGUACGGAGACCCUCACGCCCCGCGGCCCCUACCCCAGGUCCACCACCUGAACCACGGGCCACACCCGCAUCCCACGCAGCACUACGGAGCCCACGCACCGCACAGCAUCAUGCCAGGCAGCAUGGGCAGUGCAGUCAACGACGCGCUGAAAAGAGACAAGGACCAGAUUUAUGGCCACCCUUUAUUCCCGCUUCUUGCGCUCGUUUUUGAGAAGUGCGAGCUGGCGACGUGUACGCCAAGAGAACCGGGAGUUGCGGGCGGGGACGUCUGCUCCUCGGACUCCUUCAAUGAAGACAUCGCGGUAUUUGCCAAACAAAUCCGUGCAGAGAAACCUUUAUUUUCUUCGAAUCCAGAGCUGGAUAACUUGAUGAUUCAAGCAAUUCAAGUGCUGCGUUUUCAUCUACUGGAAUUAGAAAAGGUGCACGAGCUUUGCGAUAACUUCUGCCAUCGGUAUAUCAGUUGUCUGAAAGGCAAAAUGCCCAUCGACUUGGUCAUUGAGGAUCGAGACGUCUGCAAGUCGGACUUUGACGAUCUGUCAGGAUCUUCCACCAACCUUGCAGAUCAUAACCCAGCAUCCUGGAGAGACUUGGAUGACGCCCACUCCACACCCUCGGUAGGAACCCCAGGACCGUCCAGUGGGGGACACGUCUCUCAGAGUGGAGACAACACCAGUGAACUCGGAGACGGCCUCGACAACAGCCUAGCAUCACCGGGCACAGGAGAUGAAGAUGACCAGGAUAAGAAGAGGCAGAAGAAAAGAGGCAUCUUCCCGAAAGUGGCAACAAAUAUAAUGAGAGCGUGGCUAUUCCAGCACCUUACACACCCGUAUCCUUCGGAGGAACAGAAGAAACAACUAGCACAAGACACGGGCCUCACCAUUCUCCAAGUCAACAACUGGUUCAUCAAUGCAAGGAGGAGAAUAGUUCAGCCUAUGAUUGACCAGUCCAACAGAGCAGUGAGUCAAGGUACAGCUUACAGUCCAGACGGCCAACCAAUGGGAGGCUUUGUCCUUGAUGGACAACAGCACAUGGGUCUCCGACCCGGAGGUCCAAUGGGGGGAAUGGGUAUGAACAUGGGCAUGGACGGGCAGUGGCACUACAUGUAAGCCCACACCACUGAGGCCAGCCUCAACAACAGGGUGAAGCCUCCAUGGUUGGCUCAGGGAUCUUCAUUUUGAGGAGCUUGGAAGCAGCCGGUGCAUUUCCACGUGACCACCCCUCGCGCCCCACUUCAACUUUGUUGCCCUGUGGCUUGCACGCACACGAGUGUUGAGGAUCACGGGGUAAAAGCGUCACCUGUAGGCUACUUUUUUUUCCCCUAAUGCAGUUGAAAAAGAGACUUAAGUUUGAGCUCGAAGAACGGGAAUCGCCGGAGCGCAAAAGGACCCGGGGAGGUGGGUGGCUGCUAUGUAAAAUAAAAAAAAUAAAAUAAAAAAAUAGAAGAAAAGCAGUCACGCAUUUCCCCGCAGUUUCAUUUUAAAUUAUUUAUUUAUUUUUAUAACACGACGGACCACAGGGAUGACACUUUUUUUUUUUUCUUGAUGAAUCCAAUCUGUGAAGCUUUACUUCCAUAUUUGCAUCUCCUUUCUAAACAUCAGUGUACAGACACAACGCACGCACAUACACGCAAACACUGGAAUAGAUUUGAAAAAUAUGUAUAAUAAUUUCAAUUGUUGUGCUGUAUAGAUUUGUGCUUUUUCAUUGCGGCUUUUUUGUUUUUUUUUGGUUUUUAAAAUACAGUAUUGUGCUUGUGACCUCACCACAUAUCGCCAACCUUGAGUGAUAUUACGUCACACUCAUGUUGGUUUCUGUUGCAUUUUCUUUUCAUGCUUUCCUCUGUGUGCAACUAAAGGCAAUUUAUAAAGAGUUCAAUCUUUUUUUUUUUUUAUAUUGUUUUAAUGAUUUUUCUAUCACCAAAACAGAAGUCUUCACUGUAGAGCCAAAUCGAGAUAAAAUAAAGAAGGACAAAGCACUGUGUGUUAUGAAAAGAGAAAGAUGGUGAGGUCGUGUGUGGGCGUUGGAAGAAAAAAAAACAAAAUUAGUUGAAGGAGCAGGUCACGUAUUCAGCUUCGGUUCGAUAGAAGACGGAAUUGCACUUGUCUGCUGUUAUUGGAUUGAUCGUGACAGCCAUGAUGGAUGAGCCGACUCCUAAAUUCAGAAAAAUAAGAAAGAAGCUGCAGCUGGUUUUCACGACACGUCUUUGUUUGCACGGUGCACGCGUGUGCUUGCGUGUUUGUUUAAGUCAGUGUGUCUGUGUUUCUAAUUUGAUGGUCAAAGAUGGGAUGGCAUAAAAGGGAAAAAAAGAAUGCCGAAAUUUGUGGUACUCCUUUUAUAUACCUUCUUUAUGAAACGGAAUAAAUUAUUUCGUUUUCAAAGCAAUAACAACGCUUUUUUUUAUGUCCCGGUUUUUGUUGCUCGUUGUAUGUACCAUGGCCUGGAUUAAAGGAGGGAAAUAUAAAUAAAUAAAUGCAUAAACUGCA